This is a messenger RNA of Pocillopora meandrina, 3159 nucleotides long. The record is from the annotation of a GenBank genome assembly. NCBI's taxonomy places the organism in Eukaryota, Metazoa, Cnidaria, Anthozoa, Scleractinia, Pocilloporidae.
AUGGCGGCCAGAGAGGGUUUGCGUUUAGGUCAAGCUCUUCUUCGCCGUGCGGCAUUUAGACCACAGACUUUGAUAGGGAUUAGAAAAGGUAAUUUUUUGAUGACUUAUCACACAAUUGGUCUGAUUUGGUUUAUGGCUUAUGCCAGAAUUUCCUGAAUUUUCACUUGAAAUAAACACAUUUGUUCAUAUAAAUAUAUAUGUAUAUAUAUUGCAGGCGUGUCAACAGAACAUCAUUUAAACUUAAAAUAGUGAAGCGUAGAUCGGAUCACCGGGAGAUGAUCACAAAUCUAUUCUUUCGGUUUUCAAACAACUUCAAGGCUCGUACGUUUUUAUCUACGUGGAAAGUUUCUACGUCGUUAAUAUUGUUUUGUCGGAUCCGGAGCAACGAUCAAAUACAGGAUCGCUUUUAUAUGAAGCUGUAUCACUGUUGUUUCUGCUUGGCUUCUCAGUUAAGAGAUUAGUGGAGAUAAGCGUCGACAUAAGAUUUUGGGGUAGUUUACGUGAAGAGAAGUUAUGGACUAUGAUGAAGCUUUGGUGUUACAGUCUUGCAUGUAGUUUGGAAGUAAACUUAUUCUAAAAGAGCCCUGCAUAUCCUUUACAUGAAGAUUUGUAGUUUGCCAGUUCUCGUUAAAUAGACCAAUGUUGACAGUUUAAAACUUAGUUUUACUCAACAAGGGUCACCCUGCAGCUCUGUGGAGUAAACAAACCAUCAAAUUUGUGAGACUUACCACAAAUGAUCUUUUGCUGUUUUUAAAUGUAAAUAUUGGUCUUUGAGAUGAGAUGAAAUUUUUACCUCCAUCUCACAUAAUUGACUUCAUCAACUAUUUUUGAAAGUUCUAGCCAUUCUAUUCAUACUCUUGUCAAGCAGACAACUGAGUUGACUAGAUAAUUUCCUUAAGUCUUGGAAUGCAUCAAAAGCUUGAGAAUUUGAUUAGUUUGUUAAUCAUUUUCUGUGAAAAGAGAAAAGUUUCCUUCCUAUUUAUCUAUUCAUUUAUGAAUUUACUUUCCAUUGUGCAGCCAGUGAUGAUCAUAUAAAGUAUCCUAUCCCAACUCCGGAGAAUGAUUGGAAAAAUUUUCAUCGUCCAUGGCCAGAUGAUGGGUAUGCCCUGGGGGAUUAUCCUAACCUCCCAGAGAUUUGCAAUCAGAGAAGACAACAUUUAGGAUGGUGGGAUGUUCAAGAACGUAGAAACUACAAUGAGCCAGUGAGUGUCUUGACACUAGUACAAACGAUACCAUAAUCAUGUUGUUUUAACCUCUGUCAGUGUUAUUUAACAUGGUAUAUGUAGUUUUUGGUAGUGCUUUGUAAUUCUUGUUGUAACUUAAAAUUUAUUCUUCAAUGGUGGACACAUGUAAUCUUAAAAUAAAAUCUAUACCUAUAUAAAUGUAUUCCUUGUUCUAUUACUUUUUUUUCUCUUUUGUUCUAAAUUGUUUAUCUUCCUUUAAAAUUCUUGUAUGGAAGAAAGGGAUGCGAAAAAAGGGGUGAGAUGAAUUUGAAUAACAACUGUACAGAUGGAGUGGUACUGCCACAAUAGCUUGUCAAUAUAUAAUUAUACUACAAAUGAAAAUCAAAAACUUAUGGAAAAGAUUUCUGAUAAUGUAAACCUUGGGUCAUGUAUGUAACUGUUACUCCUUUUGGAUUGUUGAACUGGUUUGAACCCUUAAGUUGAGAAGAUUUUUCAAGUUAUUAAAUGUUUCUCUUAAUUUCCAUAGAUACAUAUGGAUGAAGAUGCACUUAAUGUUUGGGUGUGGAGUGAGGUGACAUGUAAUGACAGAUACACACCGUAAGUAUAGUCUCAGUAAUUUUCCAGCGCUUAAAGCUGUAAAUUGACUUCCAGAACCAUUGAGGGGUUUCAGGGGUUUUGAAGGGGUGUUACAGCUGUAUUUGUUGCCUCAUACCAUUGAAAUGAAGGGUUGUAUUAAGGAUUUUGGUACCUGGGAUUAUCAGUCAUUUGUUUACAUUGAUGAAACAAAUCAUUAAAUUUCUUGUUCCUAAUAAAAAUCUUCAGGGGUGAAAUUCUGAUGCAGUUGGGUAUUGCCACAGCCACUCUUUGCUUUGUUGGAUACCUCUCUUACCUCUAUGAUCAAACAGACAGAAACCCUGCGGUAAGAGGCUAUUGUAAUCACACGAUUUUGGUGUGGUUUAAAAUGCUUUUUAAUUUUAUUUAAUUGCUUUUGCUCGAGGAUUAUACCUGGAGUUCUAAACCAAAAGAUUAAAUAUUUGAAAGUAAUCACAAUCAACAAGUACAAUAGGUUCACUCCAGAAAUACUGGCAAUUUUAUUUUAUAUUUUUGCAAUUAAAAAUAUAUAUUUAUAUAUACAUAUCUAUGAGACUGAUUGGAACACUUUAGUAUAUCCUGAACUAGUUUGUGGAACAAACUCUUGAUCUUUUGAUCAAGAGGGUGACCAACAUCUAAUUUCUUCUUACUAAAUCACCCUGGAAAUACACACAGAGAACAAGGGAAAUGGUCUCCAAUUAAGAAGCUCAUAAGUUUUAAAACAAAUUUCCCUUGUCAUUACCAUAGAAAAUAUGUUGAGAACAGCAUGGAGGGUGGAAAGGGUUAAAAGCAUCACUCACUAUUUUUUCACCCCUAUGGAAAGGCAAAGUCUGAAAUUUCACAGUCUGAUAUUUUUAAGAUCUUAAAGCAUUUGGACAGUUUGUCUGCAGUGUGAUUGUUGUGGUUUAAAUGUUUCCUUGGUUUACACAUUUUAAAACCAGUUAAAUUUUUUUUAAUUUCCUUUCUUCUCAAAUUAUGCUGAUUUAUGAAAGCAAUUGAAAACUCAAAUUAGCUGGAAAAAUUUAGAACCAAAGAAAUAUUUGAAUCAAAACAUUUACAUACAUAGGUGCAAGUGAUUUUCUUUGAAGGAUUAUCACAGAUUCAUUCUGUUCAUGUAUGUGUGUGGACAAUCUUACUACAGUCACAAAUUUCUCUCUCUAUUGGCUGCAGAUUAUCAUUGCACAUGGAUUUAGAUGAAAGUAGUAACCCUAACUUAAAAUAGUUCUGUUUGAUAAUUUUGGAAUAUUUUAUAUUUCAGGUUCCAAAGGAAUACCCUUUUAACAAUCUGUACCUUGAGCGAGGAGGGGACCCAGAUAAAGACCCAAGUGAGGAAGUCUUGCAUCCAGACCAGAGAGUCAUUCCACGUAAUCUGUAUGGAUCUUAA